Molecule: messenger RNA, 1436 nt
Organism: Diversispora eburnea
Lineage: Eukaryota; Fungi; Glomeromycota; Glomeromycetes; Diversisporales; Diversisporaceae
Source: the annotation of a GenBank genome assembly
CCUUUGUGUGGGUACUCAUAACUAUCUAUUUUAUUCAUUGGAUUAAGAAUCCAAGAUUAAGUAAAAAUGAACCUCCAAUGGUUCCUUAUAAAUUUCCAAUAAUUGGCCAUACAUUAGAUUAUUUAUUUAAUGCUGAAAAUUUUUUUGCCGAAUGCAGACAAAAAUACGGUGAUCCUUUCAAUAUAUUUGUAUUUGGUCAGGUGAUGACUAUAGCCGGAAACGAAAUUGCCCAUGAAGUUUUUAGGACCGAUGUUUUUAGUUUGUCCAGCGCUUCGCGAGAUACAUUUCCUUUGUAUCGUGUUUUAAAAAGUUUUGAUGAUCCUGAAACGGUGGAACGAGUAGUGAAAACAAUACGUGAAGGAAUCACUGCAAAAUUACCUUUAUACACUGGAAGAAUGCAAAAACAACUUAUGAUUUCUAUUAAUAAGGAAAUUGGAGAUUGUUCUAACCCUAAAUUUGUUAUCACAGCGAAAGAAAACUUCUCAAGCAUGAUCGCCCGUCCAGUAGCUGAUAUUUUAGUUGGACAGGAAAUAUCAAAAAAUGAAGACGUGGUCAAAGCUUUUGCUGAUUUUACCAAAGAUUUUACAUCAAUUCUCGCAAUACCUCCUAUUCUUUCAUUCAUUCAUCCAAAACUCCAUACUCAAGUCAUCACUUUACCACUUAGAUUUGGAUGGAAUCCAAUUGGGAAACAUCUGAAUACUUUAAAGAAAAAUUUGAGACCUGUAUUAGAGAAAAGAUUGAAAGAUAAAGAAAUUCUUGGUGAUAAAUAUGAGCCACCUUUGGAUAUAAUUGAAUAUUUAUUGAAUAAUCCCGAAUACGAAACAAAAGUUAUUGCUGAUGAUUACUUGAACAUAAUCUGCGAAUUUUUAUUUUCUAUUAUUGUUGCCUCUAUUCAUACCACUUCUCGUCAUCUUACUUGUGCUCUUUAUGAUUUUGCAGGAAGACCAGAAUUAUGGGAUGAUAUUUAUGAAGAACAAGUAAAAAUUGAUAAAGAAUGUAAUGGAGAAUUAUCAUCUCAACAUAUUAACAAAAUGGUGAAAUUGGAUACCACAGUUCCUCACAGAUGUCUGGAAUCAUAUACAUUAAAAAAUGGCAUGCAAAUUCCAAAAGGUCGCAUAGUUCAAACUUAUUUAAUGGAUAUACAUUACAAUACCACAGCAUAUGGACCAGAACCAAGGUCAUUCCUUCCUUACCAUGGUUUGGAAAAUAAUAUUCCUGCAUCAAAAACUGACAAAAAUUAUUUUAUAUUUGGCUCAGGAAGACAUGCUUGCCCUGGAAGAUUUUUUGCUGUAAAUGAAAUUAAAGUUGGUAUGCAUAAAUUAAUUUUAAAUUAUCACAUUAAGACACCAAGCGGAAAAAUUGAAGAAAAGGUACGGGUUGGACCUUUUGCUUUUCCGCCAGUUUCUGGAUUAAUUUUUGAGAAUAGAAAAAAAUAG